ACGGAUUUACGUAAAUCAUUGCGCAAUCUUAUUUUUUGCCUGUGGAAUCCACAGCUCUCUCUCUGUCUAUAAUAGUGUUUCAUUCUCCAGUUUCUACUUCUGUUUGGCGGUUCAGGGUUAUGAAGAUAAAAUGCAUUUAAUAACCGGAAGCUGUGUCCUGGUUUUGUGGAUGUAUACACUGACCCUUGUGAAAAGUCAAGACUGUACACGUGAACAGUUUCUUAAUGACAAGCUGUUUGAUCCAAAUUUCGACACAACUGAUCUGGAGGCCACCUACCCUAGUGGAACACAAGUGAGAGUGGGCUGCAAUGUUGGCCACAGUGGCUUUUUCAGACUGUUAUGUGUCAAAGGAAAAUGGACAUCAAGAGACAGCCCGUGUCAACCGAGAUCAUGUGGCCAUCCCGGGGAGGCCCCGUUUGCAGAUUUUCAUCUGGAAAAGGGAGACGAUUUUGUCUUUGGGUCACAAGUUUUGUACACCUGCAAUAAAGGUUAUCAAAUGGUCAGUCGCACAAAAUACCGGCGUUGCAUGUCUGAAGGCUGGGAUGGUGUGGUUCCUGUCUGUGAAGCCCAACAGUGCCCAGUGAUUCACGUGGAACAGAAUGUCCAGGUGAUUGGGGACCCAGAGGAAGCAACCUAUGGCAAUGUAGUUCAAUUCAGCUGCAAGUCCCGCACUGAAAUCCUGUCUGGGUCACAAGAAAUGUAUUGUGAUGAAAAUGGAGAAUGGCGUGGACAAAUUCCUACAUGCAAAGAGAUAACUUGUGCAGUACCCGAGAUUGAAAAUGGUUUUGUGCCUGGAGAUAUUCCAGAGUACAAAGAAGAGGAGGUCCUGCACUUUCGUUGUGAUGCUAGAUAUAAACCCACUGUAGGCAGACCUUCAAAAUGCAUCAAACAUGGAAUUAGAGCAGAGUGGAGCCCCACACCUGCAUGUGAACCAAUAAGAUGUAGACUGACACUGCCGCCACAGAAGGGAACCAGGUAUCAAUCUCCUUCCAGAAAUGUGUUUCUACCUGGUGACACAGUGAGAGUCAUGUGUGGAGAUAAGUACUGGAUUUCACACCCUUGGGGUACCUCAGUAGUGACUACAUGCAAAGAGGAUGGAGAAUGGACUUUCCACCCAGUGUGCCAAGAGGUUGUAUGCAGUAAUCAAAGACCACAGCAUGUGUAUCACUGGAGUGUUGAAUGGCGCCAACGAAUGACAUUGGGUGAGACUGCAACAUAUUUGUGUGGGACGGGCUACAAGAAGACAGAUGGUGCCACCUCGGCCAAAUGCACCAGAGAUGGAUGGAAUCCAAAUCCACUUUGUCAAGUAAUUCAUAAUUUUAUUGACUUUGUUUCAGGGACACCGUGUAAAAAACUUCACAUCGACAAUGCACAAAUUACCAACAAUGAAAAGGAUAAUUACAGGCCCAAUGAACAUGUCCAAUAUGAAUGCAGGAACGACAAUAAAACAGUUUUUACUGUUACCUGUGAGCAAGAUGGCUGGACAGGGAUAAAGAACUGUUCAGAUAUAACUUAUUUUUGUUGUUGUUUUUCACUGUUGGAAUGUCCGAAAGCUGUUGUACCACAUGUAUUUGGCGUUAGUCCAAACAUUGACACACUGUUCUACACCUGCAAUGAAGGGUUUAAACUUUCUACCAAAGGCUGGUGGGCUGAGGUCAAAUGUAAUGAAGGCCGGUGGUUUGGAUUUGAACAUUGCAUUGGUAAAUCAUCUUUAAUCUACUACACGUCUAGUUGUAACCUGCAUCAAGUAAUCCAAAAAAUCUACUUGAAGCUGUACAUCACUUUUAAGAUUGCUUAUUUAGACUUGGCCAAAAUGCAAUUGUCUUUCAUCCUUCUGUUUCUCCAACUGUGGAGGAACGUGGACGUCUCUUUAUCACAGAAUGCAUGUUCAAAGCUCCCAGAUGUUCCUCACUCCCAUGUGUCAGAAGACACCAAAAAAGCCGUCUACCACGAGGGAAACGUGAUACAUUUCACUUGUGAUACUGGUUAUAUAUCAGGUCCAACCAUUACUUAUGUAUGUAGUCCUACAACCAGAGGCUGGUUGCCAGCCCGUCAUGGUCAAGGAACGUGCUACUUAAAGCCAUGUGAACUUCCUGAUGAAACUCCCAAUGGCUAUUAUGAAAUUAUCAACGGUGAAGAGUUUGUAUUUGGAACCACAAUCAAAUACUUUUGUAAUGCAGGGUAUCAAAUGGUGAGUAAGGAUGCCACCAGGACUUGUUUGAUGGACAAAUGGACCAAUCAUGUGCCAAUAUGUGAUCCUUUGAGCUGCGAGCUCCCACCCGUAGACGAAGGUGUUACGGUAAAAGGUUUACCGGAAAAUGAAGGUUCCAUACUUCCUGACCGCUUCCUCACGUUCAGCUGUGAUGGUCCUGGGAAGUUUCUGAAUGGCAGUUCAGUGCUGAUAUGUGGUAAAGAUGGACAGUGGGAUAAUCCAUUCCCCUCUUGUGAAGACAGCACUCCUGCAGUUCACCGGAUGCAGCCUCAUCUCAAUGCUGAUGAAAAAUGCAAAUUUCCAGGUGUUCCAGACGGCGUGCUCCUCAACACACAUGUACCAGACAAUCAACUAAGACAAGGACAAAACUUGAGGUUUGAAUGCAUCAAUCCUAAAGACACUCUUCAUGGGAAGGCAAUAGUUGAGUGUUUAGCAGGCGGAGAGUGGAGUGAUCCCUUCCCAACAUGUGGAGCUCCUUUGGGUUGUGGGACGUCACCACCCCUUACAGACGGAGACACCACAGAAACUCUAAGAUUCCAACACCGCCAUGAAGAAAGGGUUCAAUAUCGCUGUCAGAACUACUAUACCAUGGAGGGUGAGCCUUACAAAACCUGCAUCAAUGGGGAAUGGAUUGGACGGAUCAGGUGUCUAAAACCCUGCACUGUGGAUGAAGAAGCCAUGCGCUCGCAUAAUAUUGACUUCAGAUAUGGAUCUCAACUUAAGAUAUAUUCACGCCAUAAUGAUCAUAUAACUUUCAAGUGUACCGAAAGAAGAAUACCUGUCGGCACAUCGGGCAUGCGUUUCCAGUGUGUUGACGGUGAGAUGCACCUGCCCACUUGCCAGUAAAGGUUUUUAGUUAACUGGAUGAGAUAUAAACAUGAGCCAGGGGGACGACCAAAGUAAAGAGUUAGACCAGUGAUAUCCUGAUCCAGUGGCUAUGCUUCAGUGCUCUGUGUGGUCAUUUUAAUAAAACAUACGUAUUUCCCCUUG
Molecule: messenger RNA, 3202 nt
Organism: Anarrhichthys ocellatus (wolf-eel)
Lineage: Eukaryota; Metazoa; Chordata; Actinopteri; Perciformes; Anarhichadidae
Product: complement factor H-like
Exons: 20
Coding region: 131-3058 (975 amino acids)
Source: RefSeq, a predicted model, not a curated record